UGUACAUAGCAUACAAGCUAGCUAGUAGUACACAGUGUACAUAGCAUACAAGAUAGCUAGUCACCAGCCGAGGCAAGAUGCCUCUUCGCCAAGAAGCACAUUCGAUUUAUUGUGUAAUCACGUAACACAUUUAAAAAUAACAUUACGACUCAAGUAGCAUAAUAUAAAUAUAACAUCACAACAUAUCGCUGUUGUUAAAAUACUUAGAAGAACGUUUUGAACGAACGAAUCGCCGUUAAAAGUUUUAGCUGAGGUGACGCAUGCGCGCAAAGUGGCUCCGCCUCUGUUGGCGCGUCUUGGGGACGUACGAGGACGCAGGGAGGAUUUGGACCCGACAAAACAAGCUCCUCGUCAAAACAAUCCUCAGCAUCAAGCUCGACGACCUCACCAGAGACCGCAACCUUGGAAGGCCUCAGGUUGCCGUGACGAUGAUUGGCAAGAUCCUCUCCCAACUGCUCGGCGGCAGCGGCGGCGACUAUGAGACGAGCGGCGACACUCUGGAGGAGCUACUGGAGUCUGAGGAGGGCGGAUGGGUCGUUGUUAAUCUGCCAGACAAUGGACCGCUGUUGGCACCCGAGGCGGACUCCUUGGAGAACCUGCUGAUCGAGCACCCCAGCAUGUCCGUCUAUCAGAUGAGACGCAGGAUGAGUGGAACUAAGGAGGAGGAGGAUGGUUCGGAUGAUGAUAACUCUCCAAGGUCCGCGGCGGUGAGGCGGCACAUCUCAUGGCGUCUGGCGGCGUGGGGCAUCCUGCUGCCUGUGGACGUGCGGCUGAUGGCGCCCCAGCGGGCCUGGGGUGCAGCCGAGCGCAAGAGGCUGAGCCGCAGCGCCCUCGCCAGGCAGAACCUGGUCAAGACGCGCUUCUUGGCGUCAGAGAGGCGCUACGGACACUUCAAGCAGCCCAGCCAGCGUCUGUACAACUAUUGACACCUCUGCAAAGUGGAAGAGGAAGUGAUGAUGAUGCCACACGGGUGUGCCUUCAUCAAACAUUGUACAGUCCAAAAAGCAAGAAAAAAACAUGUUCUAGUGUGACAUUUUCACUUGAUUUCCUGUUAGAUGUGUAAAUACUGCGCUUUUUUUAUUUGGGUCUAUUUAUAAAAUGUACAAAAAAAAUGUAAAAAUAAAUCUUUCUUAAGAUGGCGCCGAAGCGUCUUUAUGGGCUCCGCCUCCUCGCA
Dunckerocampus dactyliophorus (ringed pipefish) is the source of this 1174-nucleotide messenger RNA. RefSeq lists its product as uncharacterized. The record is from RefSeq and is a predicted model, not a curated record. The transcript has 4 exons. Lineage: Eukaryota; Metazoa; Chordata; Actinopteri; Syngnathiformes; Syngnathidae. Gene Ontology annotation, biological process: autophagosome assembly; positive regulation of DNA-templated transcription. Gene Ontology annotation, cellular component: autophagosome; nucleus. The coding region runs from base 261 to 926 and encodes 221 amino acids.